UUUUUUUUUUAAUCUUCCAGAUCCAAUAGAACAAAGAGAGAGAGAGAGAGAGAGAGAGAGAGAGAGAGGAGCUCAAGAAUUGGAAAAUGCAAACGGCUCAGUCUUCAGUCGCUGGAGUUCAUAAAGUCCGACGGAAAAGUGGCCGGAAACCUCUCCAACCGAAGAAUAUUCCAGCGAAUCCAAUCGUCCAUGAUCUAUCAAAGAUCACCAACCCGAAGAAAGAGCGGAUCGAUGUCUCUCUAAUCUGCUGCGGCGAUGGAGAAUCGAACAAGGAAAACCAUCCGGUUUAUGCGACUCCGACGAAGAAGAUGGAAACUUUGGACUCGUCGCUGGCGGAGGAACUGAGUGCGAUAAGGAAGAAGCUGGAGAGACAGAGGGAAGACAGAGAGAGGACGGAGAAAAUGUUGAAGGAAAGGGAUUUGAUCAUGGAGAUGCAGAUGAAGGAGCUGGAAUUUAGAGGUGAGAUUCAGAGGAAGCUCGAAAUUGAGGUCGAUAGGUUGUAUAGGUUGAAGCAACUCCAUUCCCAAUCAAUCGGAUUUUCUCUGUUACGGAGUCUGAGAGAGAAAGAAGGAGAAAAGAAGGGAGGCCAUGAAGGACAAUUUCAUGAAUUGGGAAAUGGGGAUGGAGAGGAAUCUGUAGGUGAAAAUGUAUCGCAGGAAUCUACCAGUUUGGCUUCGCCGGAAAUCUCCACUGAGAUGUGAUAUAUUUAUUUUAUUUUUUAUUUUCAUUUUGAUCCUCUUUUCUUUUUUUCUUUUUAUUUUCCCACUUUUUUGUUGUUGUUUUUGUUUCUGUUUUUGGUUUCAUUUCACUCAUUGUAUCGUCUCAAUGAUACAAUGUAAUACCUCAUUAUGUGAAGUGAAUUUUGACAUUUUUAUUCCAAAAAAAAAAAAAAUGAAUUGUUCCAAUUUAAUAAUAUAAGACAGUAUCGUCUAA
Molecule: messenger RNA, 933 nt
Organism: Ziziphus jujuba (common jujube)
Lineage: Eukaryota; Viridiplantae; Streptophyta; Magnoliopsida; Rosales; Rhamnaceae
Exons: 2
Coding region: 87-701 (204 amino acids)
Source: RefSeq, a predicted model, not a curated record